CGCUCGCUUGUAAACCGUGAAAAGGAGACGGGGGAGGACGGCGACCGGCGACCGCGCGUGAGAGGAGGGGAAGGGAAGGGAAGGGGAAAAAAAUAAUAACCCGCCGCCCGCCGGCAAUGGCUGCCACCGCCGCCGACGGUGAACUGCACGGGCGGUAGAGGGGGUCCGUGUUUUUUUUUUCUGUGUGCGUGUGUGGUUGGGGCGGUGGUUGCAGCCGGGACUGGUUGUGGUGGUGGUGGUGCGUAACCGUGCUGGGUGUGGUUGGUUGGAGUUCGGGAUUGGGGAUGGCGUGGUCGCAGUAGUGGUUAGGAUUCACGCGAUCGAUGCCGUUCCAGCUCAAGGCCGGGGCCGGACACCACCACCACGGCGCCAUGGACGGGAAGCCGCCGCCGCCGCCGCCGCUCGCGCCCGCCCCGACCCCCAGGGUCUCCCGGCUCCGCAGGCUGCUCGUGAGGGUCUCCGCCUCGGAGCGCAUCGCCGUCGCCGGGGACGGGAAGGAGGAGCGGCCCGCGGCGGGCGGGGUGGAGGCGGAGGUCGGGUCGGUGGGGCUCGACCGCAUGGUGCUCAGCUUCAUGGAGGACUCCGCGGCCGUCGAGCGCCCGCCGCGCGGCCGCUGCAACUGCUUCAACGGCAGCAACUACGAGGAGAGCGACGACGAGGAGGGCUUCUUCCUCCCCUCCGGCCAGGCCUCCGCGCCUGCCCCCGCCGCGGCCGGCGACACCCUGGAGGCGCUCAAGGGCUUGGUGCAGGGCGCCAGCGUCGCGGAGCGGAACCUUCUCGCCGACGCUUCCAGGAUCGCCGAGCGGUGCGGCAGGACCUGCAAGGGCAAGGCCGAGUGCCGCCGCGCCGUCGCCGACGGCCUCAGGGCCCUCGGUUAUGACGCCGCCGUCUGCAAGUCGCGCUGGGAGAAGACCUCGUCCUACCCUGCAGGGGAGCACGAGUACAUCGACGCCGUGGUUGGGGACGGAGCGAGGCUGAUCGUGGAGGUGCACUUCAGGUCGGAGUUCGAGGUGGCCCGGUCGACCAAGGCGUACCGCGCGGCGCUGCAGGCGCUGCCGCCGCUGUUCGUGGGCACGUCCGACCGGCUCGGGAAGAUCGUGUCCGUGGUGGCGGAGGCGGCGCGGCAGAGCAUGAAGAAGAAGGGGCUGCACUUCCCACCAUGGAGGAAGCCGGAGUACAUGCGCGCCAAGUGGCUGUCCCCGCACGUCCGCGCCGGCGACAAGGCCGCGGCCCCGUCGCCCACCGCCCAAGCAACAGCAACGGCGGUGUCGGCAGCAAGCUUCGCCGGCGAGUUCGAGCUCCUGUUCGGCAUGGACCAUAGCGGGGUCACCUCGGCCCCCGGCGAGAAGAUCACGGUGGUGGUGUCGCCGUGGCCCCCGACGGAGGACGCGGCGAGCAAGCAGAAGCCCAGGGCGAAGGUCGUCACGGGGCUCGCCGCCGUGCUCUGAGCGAGGCGAGGCGAGGCGGACAAAUAACCGCCGGUAGAUCGGCGGACGGAUCCCCCGCUCCAAUUUUCCGCCCCCUUUUCCGUUUCUUUCUCCUCGGCGCGCUUCGAUCCGUUGGCGGAUCCAGUUUUUGGUGUUUUCGUGUUUUUCCGGGGUUUUUUGUUUCGGAAAAAAGAGAAAAAAACACUCCCCCAUCCCCUAGUAGUACCGCCACCCUCCAUUAAUUUCGAGUUUUGACCCCCCUUCCAUGUAAGUUUUGUUCUCGCCAUGAGGAGGCUGUGGAGCUUUGAUGAUGCCCCACCCCCUCCCGCCGAGCAGUAUUAGCAGUAGUAGCUGUAAGAGAAGAAGAAGAAGAAGAAGAGGGAGAUCAUCAGGCGAGGCAUGUCGCCGGUUGUUCUCUGCUUUUAUUAGGAAUUAAUCAAUCAAUCAAUCACUUACCUUGCCUUGCCAGUGAA
Hordeum vulgare subsp. vulgare (domesticated barley) is the source of this 1900-nucleotide messenger RNA. RefSeq lists its product as uncharacterized. The transcript has 3 exons. Bases 324 to 1448 code for a protein of 374 amino acids. The record is from RefSeq and is a predicted model, not a curated record. Lineage: Eukaryota; Viridiplantae; Streptophyta; Magnoliopsida; Poales; Poaceae.